This is a messenger RNA of Gaeumannomyces tritici R3-111a-1, 2356 nucleotides long. RefSeq names its product nucleolar GTP-binding protein 2. Gene Ontology annotation, cellular component: nucleolus. NCBI's taxonomy places the organism in Eukaryota, Fungi, Ascomycota, Sordariomycetes, Magnaporthales, Magnaporthaceae. The record is from RefSeq and is a predicted model, not a curated record. Gene Ontology annotation, molecular function: GTP binding. Bases 136 to 2031 code for a protein of 631 amino acids. The transcript is spliced from 4 exons.
GUUCGGCCAGCCUUUUGAGGCGCGCCCGCCGAGGUUCCCAAUCCGCUGAGCUUCCCAAUUCUCUUGUACCAUUCCCAUUGAGGCAUCUCUCUUUCCUCUCUCCCCAAUACGCGCUUGCACAUAGUAUUGGGAACAAUGGGGACCGGAAAGAAGGAGGCGACUCGCCGAGUCCGGCAGGGCAAGGUUGGCGAUGGCAUGUCCAAUGUCAGGGUCAAGGGCGAGAACUUUUACCGCGAUGCAAAAAAGGUGAAGCAGGUCAACAUCCUCAAAGAUGGAAGGCCACAACGCAACGCGGAGGGCAAGAUCACCCAGGCCGCCUCAUACCAGAGCAGAGACGUCCCGACCGCCGUCAUCGAGCCGAACCGGAAAUGGUUCACCAACACCCGCGUCAUCAGCCAGGACACCCUGACUGCCUUCAGGGAGGCCGUGGCGGAGACGGAGAAGGAUCCCUACCAGGUUCUUCUGAAGACCAACAAACUGCCCAUGUCCUUGAUCAGGGAUGGCUCCGAAACCAACGGGCUCAAAAAGCACCAGGCCAAGAUGACCCUGGAGACGUCGCCUUUCGCCACCACGUUCGGGCCCAAGGCGCAAAGGAAGAGGGUGAAGCUCUCUGUCAGCUCCAUCACGGACUUGGCCGGGGACACCGACAAGAGCCUGGACACAUACAAGGGGAGGCAGGAGCAGAUCAAGCUGUUGAGCGGCGCUUCCGGCUCUGCGCAAGACGGCGAGGACGAUCCCGGCGUCUCUAUUGCUAAGGAGGCCGUCUUCACCAAGGGCCAGUCGAAGCGCAUCUGGAACGAGCUCUACCGCACCAUCGACAGCUCCGACGUCAUCAUCCACGUGCUCGACGCCAGAGACCCCCUCGGAACGAGGUGUCGGGCCGUCGAGAAGUACCUGAAGGAAGAGAAGCCGCACGUCAAGCUGAUCCUGGUUCUAAACAAGGUGGACCUACUUCCAACCUCCGUCGUGGCAUCGUGGAUUCGCGUCCUCUCAAAAGAGUACCCAACUGCUGCAUUCAGGAGUUCCAUCACCAACCCCUUUGGCAAGGGCUCGCUACUCGGGCUUCUCAGGCAGUUCUCGGGUCUGCUUUCCAACAGAAAACAAGUCUCGGUUGGGAUCGUCGGCUAUCCCAAUACGGGAAAGAGCAGUCUCAUCAAUGCUCUCCGAGGCAAGAAGGUGACCACAGUGGCACCCAUCCCUGGAGAGACGAAGGUGUGGCAGUACAUCACGCUCACAAAACGGAUGUAUCUCAUCGAUUGUCCGGGUAUUGUCCCACCAAGCAAUGACGCCUCGCCUCAGGACCUUCUUCUGCGAGGCGCGGUGAGGACGGAGAAGGUGGAAAACCCUGAGCAGUACAUACCUGCAGUUCUGGCCAAGACCAAACAACGACACAUGGAGCGGACGUAUGAGCUCCAGGGGUGGAAAGAUCACAUUCAUUUCCUUGAGCUUCUGGCUCGCAAGGGCGGCCGGUUGCUCAAGGCUGGCGAGCCAGACGUUGACGGCGUUGCUCGUAUGGUUUUGAACGACUUCUUGAGGGGUAAGAUCCCGUGGUUCACUCCGCCGCCGCCUCUGGAUGGAGAUGCUGCAGACGGCAUCGAGGGCCGCGAAGGCAGGCUUGGUGAAAUGCCAAGGAAACGGAAGAGAGACGACGCUGAAAGCGUCGCAGACACUUCCAUGGACGCACCCUCUCCUACACCCGGCGGCAAUGAUGAGACCGAGUCGGAAGAUGAGUUUGAGGGCUUCGGUAGUGGUAGCGAGCCUGAUGCGGACUCUGACUCCGAUUCGGAAGUGGAAGCGGCCGAUAAUGCUAUUACGUCUCAAGAUGUCGCUGCUGCUGAGGACAUAAUAAAGCUGGACGUCUCUAGUGACGACGACAGCGGAGACGAGUCGGUGGAGUACGGGGAAGACGGAGAUGCCAGCGAGAAGGAGGGCGAGGAGGAGUCUGAUCCAUCAGAGAUUGACUCGAUAAGUCGGAGACCAUCCCUGUCGUCACGGGGAUCUAAAGCAAGCCGACGACAGAAGUCGAGGUGAUAUAGGCAUAACGGUAGAGAGCGGACCAGCUCUCCUGCGCGGCUUCGUUUGCCCGGCGGCACAAGAUUUCCUGUGCGUCAAUAAGAUCCACGAUCUAGGUGACGUGGACCGCUUCGGUCACGACAUGCGGCCACAGCAGACGACAGUUGUCGCCGCCCCCUACCAGGUGUCCAAACAAUUAUCUGGCUGGGCAUUUGACGAUGCACAAACCCACCCGCGCUUUGUGGAAUCAGCCAGCGUUACAGAUAGUCUAUUAGACUAGAAAUGAUACCCACUUGACAUCUGCACGUAGCAAGUAAUUCCAUGUGACGCUUAGAUCACCUAG